AUGGAUUCGAAUGAAAUUUUGGACGAUAAGGAUAGUGGUCCUGAAGUUCAAUUGACCUUUCCCAGUUCAGUAAUGAGUCGAAUUGAAGAGUUAAUGGGUGGAACUGAACAGUUUGACAAUGAUGAAUUUGAUGCUGUUGCAUAUAUAAAUAGAGUAUUUCCAACGGAGCAGUCACUUUCAGGAGUAGAGACUGCAGCGGCUCGUUGCGAGUUUCGCCUUGCGUCUAUUCAGCAUGAUAUCCAACGUUUGGUUAGGGAGCAGGCAGCUCAACGAGAAGCUGGACAGGAGGCUUUACUGGAGGCACAACGAUGCAUCACAGAGUUAGCAUUGCAGGUGGCAGAGAUAAACAAAAAGGCGGAGCGCAGCGAGAGUAUGGUGCGCGAGAUAACAGCCGAGAUCAAACAGUUGGACUGCGCGAAGUGGAACCUGACGGCGGCUAUCACCGCUUUGAAUCACCUUCACAUGCUGGCAGGUGGCGCUGCGGAUCUGAGGGUACUGGCGCAGCGGCGCCAAUACAAGGAGCUGGUGCUGCCGUUGCAGGCUAUCAUGGAGGUGCUGCAACACUUCGAGUCCUACCGGGACAUCAAAGAGUUGAACGCUCUCCGGGACGAGGUGCACUCCUUACGCACUCAGCUCGCCACGCAAAUAAUAUCAGAUUUCAAGGACUCUUUCUCGGGCAGUAAAUGCGUCAUUAUGCAGCGCACAUUAGCUGAAGCAUGCGGUGUGGUGGAUGCGUUGGACCCGAAGAUCAAGAAGGAACUCCUCAGCUGGUUCAUUUCUCUUCAACUUCAGGAGUACCAGCACCUGUUCUCCGCGGAGCAAGAGUGCGCGUGGUUGUCCCACAUAGAGCGAAGGUACGCGUGGCUGAAGAAGCACCUCCUCAGCUUCGAGGAGUCGCUCGCAUCAAUGUUCCCCCACGAGUGGCUGCUCAGCGAGCGAAUAGCCCGACACUUCUGCAAGAUAACACGCGAAGAGCUUACAAAAAUAAUGUCAUCGCGUCGCAACGAAGUCGAUGUGAAACUGCUUUUGUAUGCUAUACAAAAGACUUACAACUUCGAAGUAUUACUGCACAAACGGUUUGUCGGUACUGAUUUUACGGGGCCUGAGACUGUCGAUUCGACCGCUGACAAACAAAUCAAUUUCAACGAGGACUCUAAAGAGGGUCAAACCGACGAGGUGCCAGCGAGCGGGUCGCCGUGGGUGGGCCUGAUUGGCGGUUGCUUCGAACCCUACCUAUCGCUCUACAUAACUAGCCUGGACACCAGUCUCCGAUCGCUAAUGGACACAUUUAUACAGGACGCGAAGUCGUCAGAUAUCGGAAGUGGGGCUCCGGGGACCGCUGCGAACGGUGGGAGCGGCGCCGUGAUAGCGAGCUGUGCGGACCUCUUCCUCUUCUACAAGAAGUGUCUAGUGCAGUGCGCCCGACUGACUACCGGGGAGCCUAUGCUAGAGCUGGCGGGUGUGUUCCAAAAGUACCUGCGGGAGUACGCGGGCGGAGUACUACAAGCGGCGCUGCCGCGGUCCGGCCCCGCCCAGCUCUCGCUCGGAGCUCUGGGCUCUGCCACCACGGUGCCCAGCCUCGUCACCAACCUGCACACACUCCUCAGGGACGACGCGACGCCCGCCAGAUACACGAAACAGGAGGUCGCGCGGAUCACAAGUGUGAUAACCACAUCGGAAUACUGUCUUGAGACAACAAUACAUUUAGAGCAAAAGCUCAAAGAGAAGGUUGCCCCGUCGCUGGUUAACAAGAUAGACCUGGCUCCGGAGCAGGAUUUGUUCCAUAAGAUGAUCAGCAACUGCAUACAGAUGCUCGUGCAGGACCUGGAACUGGCCUGUGAGCCAGCUCUGCAAGCCAUGACGAAGAUCUCCUGGCUGCACUUCGACAACGUCGGCGACCAGAGUUCUUACGUCACGCAGAUCAUAAUGCACCUGAAGAACGCGAUACCCACCUUGAGGGACAAUUUGGCGUCUUCGCGCAAAUACUUCACCCAGUUCUGCAUACGGUUCGCGAAUUCGUUCAUACCGAAGUUCAUCCAGAACGUGUACAAGUGCAAGCCGAUAUCCACGGUUGGCUCCGAGCAGCUAUUGCUGGACACGCACAUGUUGAAAACGGCCCUGCUCGAGCUGCCGUCUAUCGGUUCGGAGGUGAAACGCCAAGCGCCCGCGACCUACACCAAGGUGGUGAUAAAGCUGAUGACAAAAGCGGAAAUGAUACUCAAGCUGGUGAUGGCACCGCUGGACGGCAACCUAGAGGGAUUCGUCGCCCAGUUCGUCCAGCUACUGCCAGAAAGCACACUCGUCGAGUUCCACAAGGUCCUCGAUAUGAAAGGCGCGAAGCUGACCAAAGUGCAGAUGAGCUCUCUGGACGCUCGGUUUAAAGAGAUCACCAAAUCUAAUAAGAUAAAAGGGCUAGGUGAGGGUGGAGUUGCAGCCCAUUUGGUUGGCGAAGCGCAGCGUCUCGGUGAAGAGUCCGAAAAAGCAUUAGCUAUCAACGUUUACUUAAGCGACCGAAUCGCGUAUAACAGAACUUUAAAAGAUCAUCGCAACCCUGCAUGUACCCGUGUUAUAUAUGAUGCAGAGUUGCCAUCUGCUUCUGUGAUCAUAAUCUUCCAUAAUGAACCAUAUUCUGUUGUCAUCCGAACUUUAUGGAGUGUGGUGAACAGCGCACGUCGAGAUCAGCCAUGGUACAGGCAUGCCAACUAUAUAGACAGAUCAACUGGAAAAUCUAUGAAUUUGGGAUACCCAGGACAGAACCCAACUUCUCCAUUUGUGUACCUAAAAGAAAUCAUACUGGUUGACGAUAAUUCCACACUUCCCGAACUAAAAGGAAAACUCAGUCAUUACAUACGAACGCGUCUCCCACCAGACCUCAUACGAAUACUAAGAUUACCUGAUCGGGUGGGUUUGACACGAGCCCGACUAGCAGGAAGUCGAAAUGCAACCGCUGACGUUCUAGUCUUCUUAGACUCGCAUUGCGAGGCCAACGAAGACUGGCUUAGGCCUCUACUGCAACGGAUCAAGGAGAAUAGGACUGCAGUGGUCACACCGGUCAUAGAUAUGCUGGAAUCAGACACCCUGGAAUAUCAACCGGGGAACGACGACUUCGAGGUGAACGCUCUUCGGAGUGCGAUUCUGGUCGUCGUCGGUCUCACGAGAGCUCGGUUGGCGGGGGCUCGGUACGCGCAAGGCGAUGUACUCGUGUUUCUGGACGCCCACUGCGAGGCCCAGCCGGACUGGCUUAGGCCGAUGCUGCAGCGUAUCAAGGAGUCCCCCAAGAGCGUCCUGGUACCGAUCAUUGACGUGAUCGAGUCCGGGAAUUUCUACUAUAGCGUGCAGGACCCGGAGGCGUUUCAGAGCAGGGCGCGAUCUGAGGGUGGAGAGACGGUUCGCAGGCAAGGGCUCAUGCGCGCUCGAAUGAACGGCGCGAGGGCGGCUAGGGGUGACGUCCUGGUGUUCCUGGACGCGCACUGUGAGGCCGGGGCGGACUGGCUCCGGCCGCUGCUGCAGAGGAUCCGCCACAAACGGGACGCGGUGCUGACGCCGCUGAUAGACGUGAUCGACCAGGCCACGUUCCGACUGGACGCCGCCGAGCACUUUCAGGUGGGAGGGUUCACUUUUAUGGGACACUUCACCUGGAUAGAGGUGCCCGAGAGAGAGAAGAAGCGACGCGGUUCCAACAUUUCGCCUACGUGGUCUCCGACUAUGGCGGGUGGGCUUUUCGCCAUGAACCGCGCCUACUUCUGGGAGCUGGGCGCCUACGAUGAGCAGAUGGCGGGCUGGGGCGGCGAGAAUCUCGAAAUGUCCUUCAGGAUAUGGCAGUGUGGAGGGACCCUGGAGACCAUACCCUGUUCCCGUGUUGGUCACGUUUUCCGCAACUUCCACCCAUACGGACUGCCAAUGCAGUCUGAUACACAUGGAAUCAACACGGCGCGUAUGGCCGAAGUGUGGAUGGACGACUACGCGGAGCUGUUCUAUUUACAUCGGCCGGAUUUAAGGAAAAACCCGAGCAUAGGCGACGUGACGCACAGGCGGAUCCUUCGAGAAAAGCUGCAGUGCAAAAGCUUCCAGUGGUACCUGGACCACGUUUACAAGGAGAAAUUCGUUCCCGUACGAGACGUGUACGGCUUUGGCAGGUUCGUGAAUCCGUCGAGCGGCCUUUGCCUGGACACCUUGCAGCGGGAAGGGGAGGCUACCCCCCUGGGCGUGUACCCCUGCCACGACACGCUGCAGGCUACUCAGUACCUCUCGCUCUCGCUCACGGGCCAGCUGCGAGACGAGGAGAAGUGCGCCAAGCUGCAGUACACCAGACGGACCCCAGAAGAAGAGGCCGAUAGCGACGGUCGACACGUGCUGAUGGUGUCAUGCCAUGAGAAAACUCGGGGGCAGAAAUGGCGCUACCUGAGCAGCAAGCAGCUGCAGCACGUGGAGAGCGGGCUCUGCCUGGAGGCGGGCUCGCUGGCCGGCGCGGACGUGGCGGCGCGACGUUGCCGCACCGACUCGCCCGCGCAGCGCUGGCUCAUCGACUUCAGCGAGGACAACGGCUUCCUCCACUCCAAUGACGUCGAACCUAGCGAGCAAGAGUUGAAGCUGCAGCGGUUGAGAGGACAGCGACGGAAAUCGCGUUCGCUGCUCUCCUACGAGACGACGAACGAGGCGAAAGAGGCGAGAGAGGCGAAAGAGGCGGAAGAGGCGAGCGAGGUCCCAGAGACGCGAAGGGCGCACGGCAAGUCGAAGAGGCGCGACAAGAAGACGAAGAGGCGCAGCAAGAAGAAGAACAAGUUCAUACUGACGUUGGUGCGCGCUCUGCCCAACGGCACGGAGGAACACCUCGAAGCGGACAUACAUUGCAAGCACCGACGCCUCUACCCGAACAACUCCUUCGUCCGGGACCUCGUUACGGUUCUGAACAAUAACGACGUCAAGGUGAUAAACAACGGUCGAGUUUUCGAACGGAACAAGGUGACCGAGAUAGGCAAAGACCAGAAGGCUGAGAAGGUGCUAAAGAAACUGGACUUGCGGGAUUUGCCAGCGGAACCGAACACGCCAAGACCGCCAGCCCUAAUAAAUCCCCAGAUAGGACAAACGCCUAAUUUGCUGCCUUGGAACGUCCAGAACGUGAAGCCUGGCCGCCUGGUGUCGGAAGAUCAGCGGCCGCCGGAAGCUGUGGGCACUCUCAACGAGGAGGUGGCCAGCUACGACCCUCAGGCGUCGCAGGGGAACAAGAUCAUCGUCGAGGAGUUCGUCGAGGUGAAACCGCUGGGGAGCAACACCGAACCUUCGAAGACGAAGACUAUAAAACGGAAACGCAAACGCAAGAGAACCACCCCCGCGCCCGCACCAGCUUACCGACCCGACGACAUCGAGGAUUCACCCCUCGUGGACCCUCAGAAAAGGGCGCAGCACUGGGACGAUUACUCUGAAAAGUACGACAGGGCCUGGUCGGCGGAAGACAAGGAUGGAGCGAUGACGAUUAACAUCGAGACAGACCACCAUCAGCAGCACGGUUCCAAGCAUCCGCAUACAUCGCCGGGAGUACUUUUGCAGAGGCUACAGCACGGGCGUCCGUUUGUACGAACGCAGACGCAAAACGACCCGCGCGCGGAGAAGUCACGCCAGAUGUCUAGCGAAGUGGAGGCGGGUCCUUCAUAUGGCGCCGACAAGCCGCCGGUGAAGCUGGUGAUGAAGAGCAACCUCACCUUCAACCUCGGCGAAGAAUUCUUCAACUGGAGACGGAACGGCGACGACAUAGCACAUUUGCUGGGAGAGUUGGGCAUACCGGUGAACAUAUCGCGUUCCAUAGAGAACUGGAGGAAAUCUCAGAUCGGCAGUCCGACGUUCGAGCGUCACAACACUACCAAGCUCAACGUACCUGGGGAGGACGAGUCCUCAGGGUCUUCAGAUAGCGUCAGCCAGGAGGUC
This is a messenger RNA of Iphiclides podalirius (scarce swallowtail), 5922 nucleotides long. NCBI's taxonomy places the organism in Eukaryota, Metazoa, Arthropoda, Insecta, Lepidoptera, Papilionidae. The record is from the annotation of a GenBank genome assembly.